Messenger RNA from Equus caballus (horse), 1780 nucleotides. RefSeq names its product gametogenetin binding protein 1 (gene GGNBP1). NCBI's taxonomy places the organism in Eukaryota, Metazoa, Chordata, Mammalia, Perissodactyla, Equidae. The record is from RefSeq and is a predicted model, not a curated record.
UGUCUCUGGAGAGACGAGAUCCUGAAGGUGAUAGGCAGCUAAACAGAGGUGAAAACACAGUGGGGUCUGUGCUACCACCUGGGCGCCGGCAAGCUGGAUGCUGAGAGGAGAGAAGAGUGAGGUCAAAGACUAUCUGGGCAUGGGGAAGGUUCUCAAGGACAGCAGCAGCCUCAGCCAGAGGACAAGCCAGGGGGAGAGAGGAGUGUGCACGUCCUUAAGAGCCCCUGCCCCAUUCUCGGGGCCCUGGUCCCCCCCCAGCCUCCUCUGCCUGCCCCCGACCCCCACAUCUCCUGGAGCCUCCCAAGCCACCCUCAGUCUGGCUCCCUAUACCUCCUGCCCCUGCCUCAUCAAACCCUGCCCUCUCUGCCCGCAACUAAGCCCCACCACCAGGUCCUCCCCCACCCCCCAACAUUCCCCUCGCCUGCCUGACCUUUGCCUUCUAGAACUCCUGGAAGUUUCCAACUGGAGGUUUUAAUUUGAAAACUCCUCCUGUUCUUAAGCAGUUGGUCCUGGGGGUGGCUGCUACGGCCCCUCCCUCUGAGUCAGGGUCCCCCUCAGGAUGGAGGCCCCAGCUCCAACGCCUCGACCUCGAAUUUUGGGCCGCUCCUCCAUGUUGCGCUUUUUCCAUAGCCUGGUGGGGAGAAAGAGCAGCCCCAAAAGCUCCGCCAAGGCCCUGUCACCGGGUCGGGCGUGCCCCUCGCAAGAGCAGGACGCCAUGCCCCUGAUGACAGAUCGCAAGGGAGGAGUGGGGAGGAAGCAGCCCAGGUCACCCGCCACACUGCCCUACGUCCUCUCUGUGGCCGUGCCACGGCACAGUCCCUCGGGGCUGGGGGACAUGGGGACCCAGACCCCCACCCCCGUGGAGGUCCUGAGGGUCGCGGCCCAGGGUGUGGAGGUGAAGUCAGUCCUGCCCAGAGGAAGCCAGGAGGUGCUGGACAACCUGUCUGAGAAGGAGGGGAGGGAAGAGGAGGAGGCAGCAGGCGAGGCCUCCGGGGACCCAGGGACCUCCAGCAGAAGCCACUUUGCCAGAGCCCUGGAGGCGGAGCAAGGAUGCCUGCGGAGGGCCACGGGGCCGCUGGAGGUCAGCCCCGAGGCCUUCACCAGGGAGGAGAAGGAGUGUCUGCUUGAUGGAGACCUCAGGCUAGCCUCUUCGAAGGAGGGGGCCACCCCUUGGAACCGCCUCCUCACCUUGUACAAGCAGCUUCAGAAGUCAGCGGUGGUCAAGUUGCCUCUCAAGGAAGGCUUGACCCCUGAGGAGAAAGGGGAGGAAGAGGAAACGGAGGAAGAGGACAGCUCAUUCAAGUUCUGUGUCCCAGGCACCGUCACCCUCCAGUCCCCGCUGCAUAAGACCUUUAGGUCGACAGACACCGUGGGUUUCGUGGAGUCGGAGUUAAAGAAGCUUCUGGUAGUACAGCGGGAGUCCCGCCUCUGGAAGAUGGGCAGCCACGAGGGCCGGGAGCUGCUCACCCAGCCAGAGAUCACCCUGGAGGAGGCGGGCAUUGUGGACGGCCAGCACCUGCUCCUUGAGGAGAUGGACGAGAUGGGAAACUGGCCUCCGGAGUGACCCCGGUGCUGGCCCUGAGUCUGCCCCACCCCAGGGCCCUGGAACUUGCAUAGGAAUGUAUCCCCCCUUCUAGGGCACAGCCAAGGAACCCCUGGGGCCAGGGGUCUUGGGAUAAACAGUGUCCACCUGUCUGCAGGGUGGGCCUGCCCGGCAGACUGUCCCCACCCAUCAGACUCAGGCCUCCGAUGUUGUUAAUAAAACCCAGUUUGACUCCGA